Messenger RNA from Fonsecaea multimorphosa CBS 102226, 1560 nucleotides. RefSeq lists its product as uncharacterized. The record is from RefSeq and is a predicted model, not a curated record. The transcript has 4 exons. Gene Ontology annotation, cellular component: membrane. Gene Ontology annotation, biological process: transmembrane transport. Bases 1 to 1560 code for a protein of 519 amino acids. Gene Ontology annotation, molecular function: transmembrane transporter activity. Lineage: Eukaryota; Fungi; Ascomycota; Eurotiomycetes; Chaetothyriales; Herpotrichiellaceae.
AUGGCGGAGGUAUCCAAGGACUACUCUCAGAGGGACGCCACCAUGAUCGAAAAGGAAGCCCAAGUACACCUCGAAGUGCAAGGCGAAACCAACGGCCUGUCACGCGAGGACAUGGAGUUCCUUGAGAACUUCACCCCGCGGCAGCAACGCAAGGCUCUCUUGAAGGUCGACCUACGUGUCGCCCCGCUUCUGGCCCUGUUCUACCUCUGCGCCUACAUUGACCGUGCAAAUAUUGGAAACGCUAAAAUCGAGGGUCUGGUGAGCGAUCUCAAAUUGGACAACGUCCAAUACAACUCCUGCCUCGCCAUCUUCUUUGUACCGUAUAUCCUUCUUGAGGUCCCCAGUAACUAUCUAUUGGCCAAGUUCAAGAGACCUUCGGUUUACAUGGGCCUCCUGAUCACGGCCUGGGGCAUAGUCAUGACCCUGGCUGGAGUGGUACAGAAUUUCCCGGGCUUGUUUGUGAUUCGAUUUCUACUGGGUGUUGCUGAGGCCGGAUUCUUCCCCGGUGCCUUGUACAUCAUUUCGACGUGGUACCUUCCCAACGAAACCCAGAGCCGCAUCGCCAUCUUCUACACGGCCAGUUCGCUAUCGGGAGCGUUUUCAGGCCUAUUGGCGGCGGCAAUCGCGCAGAUGGACGGCAUCGCGGGGCUCGCAGGGUGGCGAUGGAUCUUCAUCCUUGAGGGUAUCGCCUCGGUCGGCGUGGCUAUUAUGAGUUUCUUGUUGAUGCCAGACACCCCGGAGCUGUCGGGACGCUGGCUCAAGCCUGAUGAGAUCCGGUACCUGAACCUGCGACAGAUGGCCGAUCCGCAACGGCGCAAGGCAGCGGUCGCCGUGGCGGCACGCAGCCGCGGAAAGGACCGAAAAAUCCUGAAGUCUGUGCUGCUCGACUGGCAACUCUACAUCAUGGCUCUGGUAUUCUGGGGCAACGCCGUGAGCAACUACUCGCUCAAAUUCACCAUGCCUCAGAUCAUCAAGAACAUGGGGUUUUCGUCGACCCACGCUCAACUGCUCACAGUUCCCCCGUACGUGGUCGGGGCCAUCUCGUCGUACUCGCUCUCUUUGGUGGCCGACAAGAUCAAGUGGAGAUUGCCCUUCAUCGUCGGCUGUUUGACCGUGAUUGUCAUCGCCAACGCCAUCCUCUUCGCCAAGGCCCCCGACGUCGGCCACAACGUCGCGGUCAUGUACUUUGCCGUCAUCUUGGCCUGCGCCGGCCAGUACCCGAUGAACCCAACCAUGAGUACCUGGACACUGAACAACCUGGCGGGUCACACCAAGCGGGCUAUGGGCAUCGCCUACAUGACCUGUAUGGGCAACAUCGGCGGCAUCAUCGGCUCCUACAUCUUUAUCGACUCCGAGAAGCCCCGGUACCCGACAGGCUUCGGGUGCAGCUUCGCCUUCGCUGCCGCGGGCAUCGUGGCCGCGUUGUGUCUCGAGUGGCUCUAUAUCCGCGUCAACCGCCGUCGCUGCCAAACGCCAGAGCACGAGCUCAGGGAAAAGUACACCCAGGGAGAACUCGACGAGAUGGGCGACCGCAGCCCGCUGUUCAGAUACGUCUUGUAG